Cryptomeria japonica (Japanese cedar) is the source of this 1593-nucleotide messenger RNA. RefSeq lists its product as uncharacterized. The record is from RefSeq and is a predicted model, not a curated record. The coding region runs from base 229 to 1425 and encodes 398 amino acids. The transcript is spliced from 2 exons. NCBI's taxonomy places the organism in Eukaryota, Viridiplantae, Streptophyta, Pinopsida, Cupressales, Cupressaceae.
UCCUUGGGUGUCUCUUCCCUCAAUACCAACCAUACAAGUCAAGCUCCUUCCUUCCUGCUUCUUUCCUUUUUUCUUCUCAGAACCUUCCUUUUCCCUCCAACAUUUAUCCUUCUUGGUAGUUUCCUUCUCUGUGUUUGCGCAAGCCCUAUAAAUCAGGAGGAAUUUUUGAAGGUAGAAUACAACUCUUUUUAGCUUUUCAGCUUAAACUGCUACUUAAUAUAGAGAAAUAUGAACGAAGAGGGGGCAAUUCUGAGGCAAACUAGCAUUAGACCUGCGCGUGACGAGCAUCCUGUAACAAUGAGGCAAAACAGCAUUAGAUCUCGUUCCAGUGAUGCUGUAAUAGGCCAUUCAGGUGCUUCCUCUGCCCAGAUUCCGGAGGCAAAUGAUCAUUACGUCCAAUACAUCAGGGGAUUCACUGAUUUGGCUGCCGCAUUUAAUUGGGGUGUCGUAGUGCUGACCCUUGGAAGUUAUGGACUGGUGCUGUCUGACCCUGUAUUUUGGCUGUGCUGGAGUAUCCUUGUCACAGAGGCUGUUAUUUUUUACUCCGUACGACCUUACUGGAACUGGAUUGAAAAUUCCACACGAACAACAGAUGAAUCGCAGGACACUAAAAAGCCUCAUCGACCCUCUGAUCAUGAAAGAGCGGGAGCAGUCUUUCUCAAGGUGGGCAUGAGCAUUGCCCUCAUUACCCUGCUUUUAUAUAGUCAGGACAUUGCACAAAGGCAAACAAAAAUAAUCUUGGUUGUUUCACUCUCAAUUAUUUUAUUCGAAGGGUUUGCUCCCAUUUUAAUAGCAAAAGAGGAGAUGAGGAGUUUGAUGAGGAACCCAUCGGCCAAGCGUAAAGAGAUGAUGCGCAGUAUUACAGAGGGUCAUAAUUGGAAUGCUUCAAGUUUUUUAACUCCGUCUGUAAUAAAUGCAAUGAUUUGUGUGACAGGAGCAACUGUCCUGGGAGGGAACUUGGGUAGUCUAAUGCCUGAGAAACCCUACUGGAUUUUCAUUUCUAUAAUUGUGGUAGAUCUCAUGGCAGAGGCUAUUCAUAGAUUUGAUUGUGGAAAGCGGUCUCUAUUUGCUAUACCGGAGGAUUUGCCAAAAAUACACUAUCUUGCUAUCAUAUUACGACUGAUCAUUGAAGGGUUUCUGUGUUACUGGAUGACCAAAGAGAUCUGUCAAGAUUCCUAUUUUCCUUCAAAUGUGGACAUUAAUGCCUGUGACGGGCAGUGCCAAGAGAGAAGCAAGCAACUGCUGAUCACGAUGGUAGCUCUGGGAGGCCUCCAAGCGGCAGGGACUUUCACCAUUCCUUUAUGUUCUUGCGUUCUCGGUCCUCAUUUUCUUCCCUCCAUUCUUUUGUCUGCUAUUGUCUUCAUUGGUUAUCUGUUCAUGUGCGGAUUGAAGUGGUUAUGUUACAAGAUUUUAGGUUAUUGGUAAAGUCAAAGGGUAAAUUUAUCAGAAAUCAACUGUAGAGGUUAGACAUUUUUUAAGCAAUGAAACUGAACCUUAUGUUGGGUUUAAUAGGAGGUAGUAAUUGAUACAUCUAAAAUCAGGGGUGUUACUAAAUUUGACAUUAUAAAAUGUUAGAUCUUGAACGUUUGUGGA